Messenger RNA from Contarinia nasturtii (swede midge), 4978 nucleotides. Its product is annotated as transmembrane channel-like protein 7. The record is from RefSeq and is a predicted model, not a curated record. Gene Ontology annotation, cellular component: plasma membrane. Gene Ontology annotation, molecular function: mechanosensitive monoatomic ion channel activity. The coding region runs from base 1706 to 4420 and encodes 904 amino acids. Lineage: Eukaryota; Metazoa; Arthropoda; Insecta; Diptera; Cecidomyiidae. The transcript has 5 exons.
CUCUAUUGUGUCUACCCCCUAGAAAAAAAAGCUAUUCAAUUCAAUCAAGCAUUUUUUUUCAUGACAAUUCAAAGCGUUUUGUUUCCAUUAAUGCACACAGAAAAUCGGAAAUAUAAAAUAUAUAUAGUGUUUCGAAUGAGUGGCGCGAAACGGCUCAAUUUAAAUUAACCGAAACAAAUGAAAAUCUCAAACAGUGCCGCACAGAGAAUAGCUAAAAAUUGAAAAAAUGUCGAUUUAUCAUCAGUCGUCGAACAAAACGGGAGUAAAACGGCCAUUUAUUUGAUUACAAUAGACUAGAUAAAAACAUUCCCAUGAAUAUGGUUGCGAUGAGAACGUAUUGGUUGCCGAAUCAGUACAGUCGUAAUCGUCAGCAGCAAUACAGCAACAACGAGAAUCGAACAAACGACAAAGGAUGUGUCUGUAGAUGUGUAUGUGUGCGUGCGUGUGUGUAUGUGUGUACCACUUUGCUAUGAACGUACUCAUGAGUAUGACGAUGCCUUGAUGUAUGUAUGUUUGGGUGCGAAUACAAUGAAUUUCGCAUGUUGGUGACAUUGUCAUGGCCGAUGAAAAUAAUAGUCAUACAAUCGUAUCGCAGUAAAUAAUGACAGAAUUUACAGCGUUUCACAUUUUUAGAAUGCGAAGAAUUUUAAUGAUUUAUCACAAAAAUUAGUCUGCCAUACAGUGUGAAUUAGAAUUUUGUGUUGUUUCAUUUAAAAACUAAAUAAGCCGCAUCUACUUUUCGCAUUCAUUUAUUUUUUACAAUAAAUAUUAAACUGUAUUCAAGUGGAGUGCAUGUGUGUGUAUGUGAAGAAAAAAAAACGAGAAAAAGUCCUGUGCAAAAAUUCAAUAAAAUUGCGAAUACAAAUUGUGUAUUAAGAGCGAACUAUUUUCUCGGUUCGAUAAAUCAUUUGCAUAUAAUCAUCUGAAUACGUGAAAUGUGAAACGACGUGUAAAUUCGUCAUUACGAAUAAGAAGAGAACGAAAAGAACGAACAUGCACUAAAUUUUCAAUAAUAAUAGCAAUCAAACGAAAACAGACGUCCGAUGCUUGUUUUGUUUAUAAAAGAGAAAGAGUGAAUUAAGAAAGAUAGCGAUAGUGACAUGAUAUCACUGACGAUGACCAUUAUGCUUUGUGUAUUUCUUAAUCACUCAUAUUUAUUGUGAAUUGAUAGUGAAAAAAAUAGACAAGAUAAAAUUCCGCGGUGAAGUAUUUUGAUUGUAGCAAGUGCAAGCGGACAUUAAAUUUGUUUUUUUAAUGGAUGUAAUAUAAAUGAAAUGAACUUAUUAUUAGAUAACAGCCGCCGCAUAUGACGACAAUGCGAUAGAGAGAAGAAAAAAAAUAAAUAGAAAGAGCCGGACGUAUACGCAAUAAUUGAUUAGCAGACAAACCGAUAUGGUUUGGGUUUCUGUGUGCACAUGAUGUGGUUCUUGAAAUAUAAUCAGCAGCAAUUGUUCUAUGAAAUAUGAAAUAUGAAAUGAGAGAGAGAGAGAGAGAGAGACAAGGAAGAAAAAAACCACCACACAAACUAAUAACUGGGUUGUUUUUUUUAAAUUUGGUGUUCAAUCUAAACAAUGCAAUGUCUAUUGACGCCAUUAGUCGAAUUUUGUAAAUAAACCAAAGCAUCAAAAUCCACGAAGAAUAAUAAAUGCAAUCAACAAAUCUAGUCAAGAAGUAAAACAUUAUUUGAAACCAAACUAAAACAAAGAUGUCAUCUGGAAAGGAUCAACAAAAAGCCCGCGGCAAUAAAGUGGCCCAUGGUUGGGAAGAGGCCGGUGGUGAAUUUUAUCAAGAAUCAUUUCCAACCGAUUUGGAUGGUGCUGUUAUUACACGAGAUCCCACAGCUCUUGCCACAUUAUUACCAUCGAAACAGAAUCGUGCUGCAACAACGAAACGAGUUCGACGUGACCGAACGGCAGCUGGUACAAGUAAGCAAAGUGGCGGAAAUACAGCCGCCGACCGAUGUACAAAUCGAAAACAUAGUAUAUCAACAUCACGACAACAUCACUCAUCUAUAAGACGCGGAUCUCAAUUUCAUGAAGUUCACAUUGCUAUGCUCCCCGAUUUAUCGGAGAAUCUGACGGAUGAGGAGCGUAUAUGGGAAGAAAUUCAUGAAAUAAAAUCGAUGCCAGUGUCAAUGGCACAAAAACGUGAUAUGAAGGCUCAAUUACAGAAUGCGACAAAACUGCGUUUGCAGGGUUUUGAUCAAUUUAAAUGGCAACGACGAAAAGUGUGCCAACAAUUUCAUGCCAAAUGGUCCGAAUGGUGGAUGAAAAUGGCACUAUGGCGUAAUUCAUUAAAAACGAUCGAAGGCAAUUGUGGCACUGGAGUGGUUGCCUAUUUUCAUUUUUUACGUUGGUUGAUCUGUUUAAAUUUAAGUAUUUUUAUUUUAAUUUUAUUAUUUAUUGUAUUGCCACAAAUAAUUUUAAGUCCAACAUAUGAUGGCGAACAGUUAAUUGAUGCAUGCAACAUUGAACGAAAUUCAACCGAAUGUUGUUUUUACGAAUAUUAUACAAAAAAAUCAUACAGUGACGUUAUUGUAUGGGAUUUGAUUCAGGGAAAACGAUUUAUGGAAAAAACAAUCAUGUUCUAUGGCAUGUAUGCGAAAAAAGUGUUCGGCACCAGCAUUUUGCCAAUGGACAAUGGUUAUGUGCCACAAAAAAAUGUCACAUCAUCAAAUACAUUUGUAGAUACUCAAUUCAUUGACGAUGAAUCCAUCAAUAGUAAUUAUACAAUUGGCGGCGAACAAUCGUCGUCGAUACCGUUACCAUCAUUUCUGUUCUCAUCAUCAUCAUCAUCAUCGAUAAAUCCGUCAACGGAAUCGAAUGGAAUUCUGGAUCUCAAAAAAUUGCAAUUUUAUUAUAAUUUGCCAUUGGCCUAUCUUAGUGUCAAUGUUGUAUUUCUAUUGAUGUCACUGAUUGCCAUCGUUAAAUCGGUGUCACGUGAAUUUAAAGAUCGUAUGGUCGAGGGUGAGGGACAAUUUUAUCAGUAUUGCAAUUUAGUAUUUGGCGGAUGGGAUUUUUGUAUUCAUAAUCAAAAAUCGGCGCACAUCAAGCACAAAGCAUUAUUAAAUGAGAUAAAAGGACUUUUACAAUCCAAACGCAUGGAAUUGGAACGAUGUAAUCGUCCAAAAGAUUUAAUGUUCAAACUCAUUAUGAUUCGUUUGCUUGUGAAUUUAAUUGUAUGCGUUAUUCUACUGGCGGCCGCUUGGAUCAUUUUCGAAUCGAUUAAUUACAGUGUAAAAGCAUAUGAUCAUGCUGCCACAAAUCUGUAUCAAAGCGGUGGCAGCACCAGCAGCACCAGCUAUAGCAAUAUUGAAAAUGGCAACGAAUCAUCCGAAGAUGAUGAUGAAAAUAAGGAUAACCACCGUUUAUAUACACUACUAUAUGAUUUAUUUAUUGAAUUUUUGCCAUACAUAACAAUUGUAUGUAUGAAUUUUUUGGUGCCAUUAUUAUUUAAUUAUCUUGUGCAAUUUGAACAGUAUUCACCGAUGUUUGUCAUCAAAAUUACAUUAUUACGUACGGUUUUUUUGCGUUUGUCAUCGCUUGGCGUAUUGUUAAGCCGUUUCCAUUAUUUGAUAACAAAAAAAUUUCGACAAGACAAUGGCCAAUGCAAUUCCGAUUACGGUCCAUUACAAUGUUGGGAAACAUUUGUCGGUCAACAAUUUUAUAAAUUAUUGGUGGUUGAUUUUGUGACACAUGUAUUUGUUACAUUAUUUAUAAAUUUUCCACGAGCAAUGCUUGCCCGUCAUAUAAACAGUCGUUUCACCCGUUUCAUUGGCGAACAAGAAUUUGAAUUAUCAAAACAUGUGCUCGAUAUUGUUUAUUCGCAAACAAUUUGUUGGCUUGGUACAUUUUAUUCACCAUUUAUUCCGGCCACCGCUGUUGUAUUACAUUUUGGUAUGUUUUAUGUGAAAAAAUUUGCAUGUCUUAUCAAUUCAAAGCCAUCGGCCAUACUUUAUCGUGCAUCACGUUCGAAUUCAUUGUUUAUGUUGGUGCUACUUUUAUCAUAUGUAUUGGCCGUGAUACCAAUUGUGUAUGCGGCUGCCGAAAUAAUGCCAUCACGACCAUGUGGACCGUUUCGUGGUUUGAAUUCGGUAUGGGAUGAAGCGAUAAAUGCAUUCCGUGAAUUACCGCUGUAUUUACAGAAAAUUAUUUUCUUUUUUGGCACCGCCACAUUUGCCGUUCCAUGUUUUGUCAUUUUGAUUUUAUGCUUAUAUUAUUAUUAUGCUGUUUCAGCAGCAAAUAAGCAUAUGGUUGAAAUGUUAAAGAAUCAACUGGUGCUCGAAGGACAUGACAAACAAUUUCUAUUGAAUCGGUUAAGCUCGUUUUUGAAGCAACAACAAGACUAUCAGAAAAAAAUGGAACACAAUUCAUCGAUUCCACCACAACCGCCACCACGAGAACCGAUUGUCAAUCAAUAACGUUAAAUCGACUUUUAUUUUUCUUUUCUUUUUUUUUUAAAUAUAUACAGUUUAACUGUCUCUCUAUCCAUUAUUAUGUCCAUUCACAGACGAUAAACGAAAGAAAAAAAAACUGACUGAUUACACACACUUUUUUAGUUUCUAUAUUCUUAGAUGAUAAUCCCAAGUCUUAUUUAAUGAGAACUGAAGUAUUACAAAUGAAUAUCUUAAACCAACCACAUUUUCAACGGUAUAAAUUUCCCCCCAUUUUCCCUCCCUUAUCAAUAAAAUAAUGUACUAUGUAUCACUAAUUAUAGAAAUAGUGUUCAUUUCAUACCAAAUUUAAGAUUUACACAAAAUUAACCAAAAUAUAUCCAACUAACACUUUGUACAUGAAUAAUCGCGCGCAAAAAAAGAAGAAAAUAACAACACCAAUAAAAUAGACCGUUUUGUUUAUACAUUGAAAUCCAUAAAAAAAUUUGAAAUACCAUAAUAUUGAAACAAAAAUCAAUUUUAUCAUUGUAAGACUCUUUAUUAUGAAAUAAAAUCUAGUAAAUAAACAUCAUUCGAAUGCUAAAA